AUGUCAUAUUCCCAGGGCAGUACAGGAUCGAAUGGAAUGGCCUACAACAUGUUGAAUGCUUCGAUGAAUGCCUCACAAUCCCUCUCUUCCACCCCUCGCGCGACUCCACCCCCGAGAGGUUCGCAUAUGUCCUUUUCCGGCUACCCCAGCGGCCUCCCACGGACAUCGAGCUUUGGAGGUUAUGGUGGAUCAAAUGACAAUGGGUCUAUGUCAUACCAGGAAGCGCACAAACCACAAAUUUAUCGAGCCGUUUACUCCGAGAUUGCCGUUUAUGAGAUGGAAGUGAAUGGUGUUGCUGUUAUGAAACGUCGAUCCGAUUCUUGGUUGAAUGCUACCCAAAUCUUGAAAGUCGCCGGUGUCGUCAAGGCGAGACGAACGAAAACCCUCGAAAAGGAAAUUGCGUCCGGUGAACACGAGAAGGUCCAGGGCGGGUACGGAAAAUACCAGGGAACCUGGGUCAAUCACCAGCGCGGCGUGGAGCUCUGUCGAGAAUACCACGUUGAGGAAGCUCUCCGGCCGUUACUUGAGUACGAUCCCGGUUCCGGGUCCUUCGCCGACGGAGGUAUAGAAACACCCACAAAAGAACAAGCCAUGGCCGCCCAGCGCAAGCGUCUGUACAAUGGAGGAGAAAGUCGAAGUUCAUCACAGCCGCAGCAAGGCACCUUCUUCCAAAACAUCUCGCGCACUGCUGCCACUGCCGUGAACGCACUAAGCAAAGCGCGCUUCGACUCACCUAACUCCAGCAGUCGUCGCCCUAGCAUGGUCCGCAAACCUUCUCAACAAAUGAGCAGCCAAGAAUCUGGGCUUCCCUUCAGCAGCCAACAGAGCAUGUACAGUAUGUCUGACAGUGGGUUUGGCAGCUUGCAGAAUAGGCACCAGACCCAAGACGACCAAGAGAACCUUGCAGAACCUCCACGCAAACGAAUGCGCUCCGCUUCACACCACGCUCCACCCGGCCUUGCUCGCGAACACUCGAACCUCUCCAUGCAAGACCCCACUCCGACUGAACCUAACGACUCUUUCUACCAAGACAUGGAUAUCUUACCUCCCCCAAUUGAUGAUGGCUCCAAGCGCGGAGUCGACUCACUGGCCCCUGCUUCUACCCCCGAAUGCUUCCAAAAGGUGAAGCUCAUAAUGACACUUUUCCUCGACAAACGGACGAAAGACUUUACCAACCAUCCUGCGUUAUUGCAGUUGACUGGAGAUGACCUCGAAAUACCCCUCGACGAGUACCGCAACAAUGCGCUCCACUGGGCUGCAAUGCUUGCGCGCAUGCCGCUUCUGAACGCACUCGUAGCCAAGGGUGUCAGUGUCUCACGCGUGAAUGGUGCUGGAGAAACCGCCCUACAAAAGUCCGUCGGCACCCGCAACAACCUUGACUAUCGAAGCUUCCCUCGCCUGCUGCAAGUACUCGCUCCAACCAUUGACAUGGUCGAUUACAGCGGGCGAACAAUUUUGCAUCACAUUGCCAUGAUGGCUGCGACUGGUGGCGGUGGCCAUGUUUCCGCAAAGCAUUACCUAGAAGCCCUGCUUGAAUUCAUCGUACGCCAUGGUGGCAUUGCUCCUAGCGCGAAUGGAGAUCAUGCACCAAAUGGCACUUCAGGCGGCGAUGUCAUCUCCCUGGGGCGAUUUAUCUCUGAAAUCGUCAAUCUGCGCGAUGAUCAAGGCGACACAGCUCUCAAUCUGGCUGGUCGUGCUCGUUCAGUCCUCGUUCCGCAACUCUUGGAAGUUGGCGCUGAUCCCCACAUCCCCAACCACACUGGUCUUCGGCCAGCUGAUUAUGGUGUUGGUGUUGACAUGGUUGAUGGAAACUCUCAGUCCCAGCAGGCGGUUGAUCGGAAUGAUACGUUCAUCGACCAGCUAGCGAAGACAAAGAAGGAGAUCCUAGAUGCUGCCAUGUCUCAAAUCAGUGCCCUGGUGGAAGAAACCUUAGGCGGAAUCGACAGAGAGCUAGCGUCGACUUUGACUCAGAAGCAGCAAAGCUUCGACCACUGGCAUACAAAGAUCCGCGAGUCUGCUAAAGCUCGGCAGAUCGAGCAGAAACAAUAUGACGACCUUAGACGAAAGGAAUCCGAGCGCGUGGAACUUGACCGUCGAAUCAAGAACCUAGAGCGAUCAUCCGAGGGCUUGUUGGCUACAGUGAAGAACACACCAGGUCUCGAUGCGACGAAGACAGUCGUUGUGGGUGGUGCCGAUCGAGAUUCUGGUGUGGAUGUCGCUACAUAUGAUGCAUUGUUCCCUGAGAACUUCGACCCAGCGUCCGGGUUCUCAGAACAGCAAGUUGCUUUCCUGGAAUCUCUAUCUCCAACAGAUUCGCUCAGACGCCAGGCUCAAUGCUAUAAAGACUUCAACGCAGGCAUUCUAGCCGAGGUCGAUGGACUGAAAGCUAAAAACGCAGUACUCGGCCAGAACUAUCGCCGCAUGGUGAUGGCAUGCACAGGCUGGACCGCAGAGCAAGUUGACGAGGCUGCCGAGGGUCUCACGCAGUGUGUCAAAGAAUUGAAUGAUAACCCCGUCCCUGAAGAUGAGGCUAUUGAAAUCUUGAUGCGGGAUCGUGGGCAGGAUUGGUAG
Penicillium salamii is the source of this 2571-nucleotide messenger RNA. The record is from the annotation of a GenBank genome assembly. NCBI's taxonomy places the organism in Eukaryota, Fungi, Ascomycota, Eurotiomycetes, Eurotiales, Aspergillaceae.